AUGAGUUUCCGAGGCGGAGGUAGAGGCCGGGGUGCACCCCGAGGCGGUGGUCGUGGUGGUCGUGGCGGCGGCGGUAGAUCGUUUGCGCCACAAGGCCCCCCGGAUCAGGUGGUUGAAUUGGGAGAGAUGCUGCGAUGCUGCGAGGGAGAUCUAGUGUGCAAGAGCACGAAUCCGAUGAUUCCCUACUUUAAUGCCCCUGUGUACCUAGAGAAUAAGUCACAGAUCGGAAAGGUCGACGAGAUCUUCGGAGCGAUUAAGGACGUGCACUUCACCGUGAAGAUGUCUGAUGGCAUGGUCGCCACCUCGUUCAAGAACGGCUCAAAGUUCUUCGUAGGCACGGAUAAGCUACUACCAUUACAAAGAUUUCUGCCCAAACCACCAGCACCAAAGGGUGUUGGCAAGCCCCGUGGAGGUGGUCGUGGCGGUGGUCGUGGCGGUGGUCGUGGCGGUGGUCGUGGCGGUGGUUUCUCGAGAGGAGGUGGUCGUGGCGGUGGCUUCUCAAGAGGCGGCCGUGGUGGUGGCUUCUCCCGAGGGGGAGGCAGAGGUGGGGGUUUCAACAGAUAG
This is a messenger RNA of Sphaeroforma arctica JP610, 564 nucleotides long. RefSeq lists its product as hypothetical. The coding region runs from base 1 to 564 and encodes 187 amino acids. Gene Ontology annotation, biological process: ribosome biogenesis; snoRNA guided rRNA pseudouridine synthesis. Gene Ontology annotation, molecular function: box H/ACA snoRNA binding. Lineage: Eukaryota; Ichthyosporea; Ichthyophonida. Gene Ontology annotation, cellular component: box H/ACA snoRNP complex. The record is from RefSeq and is a predicted model, not a curated record. The transcript is spliced from 3 exons.